AUGACCACUCUUUGGGUGCUGCUGCACAUAGCCGCUCAGCGCGACUACGAGCUUCACUCUCUUGACUUCAACACAACUUUCUUGCAGGGCAGCCUGCACGAGGAGAUCUGGCUGCGCCGCCCACCUGGCUUUACUGGGUCGUUUCCUCCUGGCACCCAGUGGAGCCUACGGCGGCCAGUCUACAGUCUCCGCCAGGCGCCCCGUGAGUGGCACGACACACUGAGAACUACACUUGCGGCUCUUGGCUUUGCUCCUUCUACUGCCGACCCGUCGCUGUUUCUACGCACCGACACCUCUUUGCCGCCGUUCUACAUCCUCGUGUACGUCGACGACUUGGUCUUUGCCACUGCUGGACUCGCCCACGUGAAGUUAGAGCUGCAGAAGAGACACACGUGCACAGACCUGGGUAAACUGCGCAGCUACCUUGGCUUGCAGAUCACCCGGGACAGAGCACAGUGCACCAUUACCCUGACUCAGUCACACAUGGUGCAGCAGGUCCUUCGGCGCUUCGACUUCACGUACUCCUCGCCUGAGGCCACUCCUCUGCCUACUCGCCACUCGCUCUCAGCUCUGCCUUCGGAUGAGUCCGUAGAGCCGAGUGGCCCAUACCCAGAGCUUGUUGGCUGCCUCAUCUGUAAGGCUGAGAUCUAUGCGGGGGCCAUGGCUGCACAGGAGCUACGCUGGCUCACCUACCUGCCGACUGACCUAGGAGAGCCGCCUCGUUCUCCUCCAGUUCUGUACGUAGACAACAAGGCCAUGCUGGCCUUGUGUCGGGAGCACAGACUGGAGCACAUAACGAAGCACAUUGCUCUUCGCUACUUCCUUGCUCGUGAGCUGCAGCAGCGUGGUCAGCUGGGCCUUGCUUACGUGGCCUCUGAGGCCAACACUGCUGAUAUCUUUACCAAGGCACUUCCGCCUUGUGAUCAUCAGCGCUGCUGUACGAUGCUAGGUCUUGUGCCUACUUGGCCUCACUUGCUGACUUCUUGA
Closterium sp. NIES-65 is the source of this 987-nucleotide messenger RNA. NCBI's taxonomy places the organism in Eukaryota, Viridiplantae, Streptophyta, Zygnematophyceae, Desmidiales, Closteriaceae. The record is from the annotation of a GenBank genome assembly.